AUGCCGGUCCUCGACGUGAGUGAGCUCAACAUCGUCAUAAGCGUCCUAGGCGCGUUCAUCAUUCUUGCUGGCGUCAUAUCCGUCAAGCUCAAGCAAGUAUGGUACCUGGGAGAAGCCCUACCUGCUUUGGUUCUGGGAAUCCUACUAGGACCAAUAGCCGCAAAGUUUCUCGACAGUGACCGAUGGGGCUCCUCAGAAAAGGGACAGACGUCCGAAAUCACGCUGGGUGUGACGCGCGUCAUGAUUGGCAUUCAGCUCGUCAUUGCCGGCUACCAGCUACCUGCCAAAUACAUAUUGACGCGGUGGAAAGAAAUGGCCCUCUGCCUGCUGCCCAUCAUGACCAUCAUGUGGCUCUGCACCAGCCUCUGCAUGCUGGCCACCGUGCCCAAGGUCACGCUGCUGUCCACGCUCGUCAUCGCCUCCUGCGUCACCACCACCGACCCGAUCCUGUCCCAGGCCGUCGCCAAGGGCCCCUUUGCCGACAAGUACGUGGCCCGACCGAUGCGCGAAAUCAUCUCCGCCGAGGCCGGCGCCAAUGACGGCUUCGGCUUUCUCUUCCUCAUGCUGGCCGUCUACCUCAUUCGCCACGCCGAUCUUCCCAGCGCCGGAAACUCCGACGUCGCAUCUGGCGCCGCCGCCGCCGCCGCGGAAACAGCCGGCACGGCGGCCAAGAUGCUGGUCGCGCGCGCCGGGGACGAGGUUGGCCGGCUGGGCGGCGGUGUCAGCGUCGCCCUGACGAACUGGUUCGUCGAGACUUGGUUGUACAUUGUUCUUCUAUCCAUCGCAUACGGCGCUGUCAUUGGCUUCGGCUCGUGCUGGAUUGUUAAGUACACGCUCAAGCGAAAAUGGAUCGACACUGAGUCCUAUCUCCUCUUCCCCGCCGCCCUCGGACUGUUUCUCAUUGGAACAUGCGGUGCAAUCGGAACUGACGACCUGCUUGCCUGUUUCAUCGCCGGCUGUGCCUUGAACUGGGACGGCGAGUAUCUUGAGGAGACGCAUAGGCGUCACGACGAAGUCAACAGUUGCAUCGAUGUCUUGCUCAACUUUGGCGGCUUCAUGUACAUUGGCACAAUCAUUCCAUGGUCCGAGUUCAACGACCCCGAUGGCACCGGUUUGACUUAUGGCCGUCUCGUUCUUCUCGGCUUCCUUGUCCUGCUGUUCCGGCGAAUUCCCGCCAUCCUCAUCACCUACAAGCUGAUGCCAGCAACCUGCACAAGCUGGAAAGAGGCCCUGUUCAUGGGCUAUUUUGGCCCUAUUGGUGUUGGUGCCGUUUUCUACCUCGAGCACAGCAGACAUCUCUUUCCCAAACUCGGCCAAGGCGAUGUCGAAGAGACCAACCUCGCCAGGGCCAUGGGACCCGUUGUGUACUGGUUGGUCCUCUUUUCCAUUGUCAUACACGGCUUGUCCAUUCCCGCGCUCAACCUCAUCUACACAUAUAUGGGCAUCAAGCCCAUCAAAGAGGACUCAGUUGAGAUUCGCCGCAUAUCGAUGAACGUCGCAACGCCUGUCAACGCCGUCGCCGGCAACCGCGACACGUUCAUUGCAUACAACCGGUUCAGUCGCCCUGUUUUUGAUGCCUCAAUGCUGCCCGUGGUACGCGAUCCGCCCGCAAGGAAAAUGUAUGACAUGAAUGGUUAUGACGAAAAAGACAGCGAGCGUGUUCGGACAGUUCGUUACGCUGAGGAUGACAGAGUCUGA
This is a messenger RNA of Cordyceps militaris CM01, 1698 nucleotides long. Its product is annotated as Na(+)/H(+) antiporter 1. Gene Ontology annotation, molecular function: sodium:proton antiporter activity. Gene Ontology annotation, cellular component: plasma membrane. Bases 1 to 1698 code for a protein of 565 amino acids. Gene Ontology annotation, biological process: regulation of membrane potential; proton export across plasma membrane; sodium ion export across plasma membrane. NCBI's taxonomy places the organism in Eukaryota, Fungi, Ascomycota, Sordariomycetes, Hypocreales, Cordycipitaceae. The record is from RefSeq and is a predicted model, not a curated record. The transcript is spliced from 5 exons.